Myxocyprinus asiaticus (Chinese sucker) is the source of this 2819-nucleotide messenger RNA. It is a transcript of the gene nprl2, whose product is annotated as NPR2 like, GATOR1 complex subunit. Gene Ontology annotation, molecular function: GTPase activator activity. NCBI's taxonomy places the organism in Eukaryota, Metazoa, Chordata, Actinopteri, Cypriniformes, Catostomidae. Gene Ontology annotation, cellular component: GATOR1 complex; vacuolar membrane. The coding region runs from base 15 to 1154 and encodes 379 amino acids. The record is from RefSeq and is a predicted model, not a curated record. Gene Ontology annotation, biological process: negative regulation of TORC1 signaling; positive regulation of autophagy; cellular response to amino acid starvation. The transcript has 11 exons.
GAACACAGCUCGACAUGGGGACAUACAGAAGAAUCGAAUGUAUAUUUUUUAGUGAAUUCCACCCUACGUUGGGCCCAAAGAUCACAUAUCAGGUUCCGGAAGAAUAUAUUUCGAGGGAGUUGUUUGAUACUGUGCAAGUGUACAUCAUCACCAAACCGGAACUGCAGAACAAGCUCAUAACAGUGACUGCCAUGGAGAAGAAACUGAUUGGCUGUCCAGUGUGCAUUGAGCAUAAAAAGUACAGCCGGAAUGCUUUACUCUUCAACUUGGGUUUAGUCUGUGAUGCCAGAACAAAAACAUGUGCUUUAGAACCUAUUGUCAAAAAACUGUCUGGCUACCUCACAACUCUGGAGCUUGAGAGUGGAUUCAUAUCAAAUGAGGAGAGCAAACAGAAGCUCUUGCCGAUCCUAUCCACACUUCUGGAAGAACUUAAUGUUACAGGAGCCUGCACCCUACCUAUUGAUGACUCCAACACCAUCCACCUGAAGCUGAUUGAACAAAGGAAAGAUCCUCUUGUUGUUCAGGAGUAUGAUGUGCCAGUAUUUACACAGAAUAAGGACUACUAUAUAAAGUCACAGUGGGACCUCACCACACAGCAGAUCCUGCCUUUUGUAGACGGGUAUCGACACAUUCAGAAGAUUUCUGCUGAGGCUGAUGUUGAGCUUAAUUUGGUGCGGAUUGCUGUUCAGAAUUUAUUGUAUUAUGAAGUUGUAACACUGGUAUCCAUAUUUCAGUACUCCAAUGUUUACUGCACAACACCUAAAGUCCAAAACUUAAUAGAUAAUAAAUGCCUUCAGGAAGAGUGUCUGUAUUUUGUCAGUAAGCCAGGCCAGAGGACGAGUCUCAGGGAUGUGUUCCUCUUGUACUGUGGUUUGACCCCAGGUACAACUGUACGCGAUCUCUGUUCCCGCUAUUCUCACCAGCUACAGAGGGUGGAUGAAAGGAAGUUAGUUCAGUUUGGCUUGAUGAAAGGUCUGAUUCGACGGCUGCAGAAGUAUCCAGUCAAGGUUGUUCGUGAUGACAAGAGCCGUCCACCUAGACUUUAUACUGGCUGCCAUAGUUAUGAUGAAAUCUGUUGCAAAACUGGAAUGAGUUACAGGGAGUUGGAUGAACGCUUGGAGAACGACCCUAACAUUGUUGUUUGCUGGAAAUAAUGUUAAAAAUAGACGAGUGAUAAUGUGUAGACAAGAGUUAGUAUUAUGAUUUUGGAGAUUACAAUAGUUAAAGCAAAGACUUCAUACAGUUCUGAAUCUUAAUUGUAAAUAAACUACGCCUCAUAAAUAUACGAUGCUGCUGUCAUCAAAAUAAGAACACACAUGCUUGCCGAGUAUCUUAAGAAUGCUGAAUCUUAAUAAAUAUUUAAAUUUGUAAUGUGUGGAAAGCCAUUGUUACAUUAUACCUAUUGUUAUUGGUUUUAAAAUGAGAACGUUUCUUAUGAUUUAUUAUGUGGCAUGGUAUGAGUGUGGUCUGAUUGUAGACCGAAUAAAUAAGCAGAUCUAAGUUUUUCCACAAAUUUAAUGAAAUGUACUUUUCCAUACUCAGAGAUGAGGAAAAGUAGAUUGUAUUAGAUCUAUUAUGUGUUAUUAUCUAUUUUGAACUAGUGUCUAAUGCAUUUAGUAAGAUUUAAAAUAAGCUAAUAUUAACAAUUAUUAAUGAAUUAAUUAUUUAAAAAAUCAGGGAUGCAAACUUCUCACAUUUCUGCAGAAUUCAUUGCAACACCUGUGAAAGUCUCACCUUUAUUUCACUUCGAGUUUACAUCCCUGAAGAAUGAAUGAUUACUUUAUCCUUUCUUGUAUGUUUAUCAUUUUUUUGUCUUCUAGGAGUGAGUGAGAAAUUUGUGAAUUUCCUUUCAGUAGACAUAGAUGGGACAUUCAUGCUGCAGCAUAGGAAAACAUAGUUUAAGCAUUCAAGGAAUAGAAUUAUUGGCACCUGCCAAUAUCCUUUUGUGAGGUUCAACUUAGAAAUAAACCGGGCAAAUCAGGCAUUCGAUGAGCUCAUCCACCUGUCCCUUCAUAGUAUAUCUGUCAAACCAGGAGACCUCAUCGAGUUUGCAGAAGUCGUUGCAAAAUCUUGAAGUGCCGUUGGGUUUUUGGAACCCAAGGGGACAGACACACCUGUGUGAUGAAUUGCUGGAAUUACCUCUGAGCAUCAUCAGCAUGCCCACACUCUCCACCACUGUAACGAUUUAAAUGAGGAAAACACAGGUAAUGUGAAGACAAUGCCAACAGAGUGUGAAUGAAGGGAAAGGUUGGUAGAGUGAGUUUGUGGACAGGGAAGUAGAGAUGAAGGUCGGUGUUGUCUUUUUGGGUGGUAAUGGUCUGUGUGUGAGGAUGAGUGGAUCGUGUACAGCGUGAGUGGGGACAGCACUGAAAAUCAAUCAGCUGUGGUUCAGUCUGUGAAGGAGAACAUCAGUCAGGCUCUGGAGUUGUCACUCACCUGACUAGAUUGGCCACAGUGUUUAAAUCCUGCUAAAUGCUGAUGAGGCUGAUUGUUUGCCGAUGAGCUGUUUUCAUCCCACAUGGUGCUGGUUGCUAGAAGCCGGCUUGCCACAACCUGCAACAAUUUUUUGCUCGGGAGUACAUGCACUUCUAUGUCUGAUAUUGUUAUUCCCUCAUUUAGUCUGGAACCAACAUGGUGCAGUACCUGCUAAAACAGAGGUAGGGAGAACCCUUCCCUUUUGUCUUAGAACUUGUCGUUGCUGAACAGUGUUUUGUGGUAGUGAAUGGGGAAGGCCCAGAACAGCUGAAGCUCCUCAAGGCAUUGGAGGUUUGUUUCAAGGCGUUCUUUUUUUUUUUUUUUUUUUUUUUUUUUUUUGCUUU